GACCCAUCUCCCAAGCUUCACUCUGAUUUCCAGUAUACAGAGGCUCGGUUUCAAGUGGAUAAUUCUAAGUCUCUUUUAGCUGUGGAAGAUUAAACCUUUUUAAUUGCACCUGUAAGAAGACUUUGUCUAGAUUUAUGUUGGAGGUAAAGUUCGGAAGAAAUGUUUGGGGCUUCUGAUCCUAAGAAGACCUGCAGUGGAGGUUCUUGAUCACAGUGGAAGUGAGUGUCCAUUGUCACCAUGGGAUGCACAACCAGUGUGGUUCUGUUGCGUUCCAUCCUCGAGAGGAGCUGUAGUUAUGUCAAAGGUUCAGUGGAGCUUCGAGCUCUGGAGGAGGAAGAGGAGACGCACAGUCUUUGGGGAUCUCAUCCAUGGAUUCCCACCACCACUCUGGUAAAACCAAAGAUCAUAGAGCCCCUGGACUAUGAGAAUGUGCUCCUCCAGAGAAAGACCCAGAUCAUAAGUGAUGUUCUGCGUGACAUGCUGCAGUUCCCUAUGGAUGACUUCCAGAUCUCCACCCUGGGGCGUCAGGGACGGACUCUGCACUCCACUGUGCCAGAGGCUGCUGAGAAGGAAGCUUCCUCUCUGUUUGUCCAAGAGUGCAUUAAAACAUACAAGUCUGACUGGCAUGUGGUCAACUACAAGUAUGAAGAGUAUUCUGGAGACUUUCGGCAGCUUCCACAUAAGGCGUUGAGAUCUGAGAAACUAGCUGCCCACGUGUUUGAAGUGGACGAAGACGUGGAAAAAGACGAGGAUGCAGCAUCUCUUGGAUCUCAAAAGGGAGGAGUGUCUAAGCAUGGCUGGCUCUACAAAGGCAACAUGAACAGUGCAAUUAGCGUUACUAUGAGGUCCUUCAAGAGAAGAUACUUCCAUCUGGCUCAGCUGGGUGAUGGAUCCUACAACCUCAACUUCUAUAAAGAUGAAAACACCUCCAAGGAACCCAAAGGAACUAUCUUCCUUGACUCGUGCAUGGGGGUUGUUCAGAAUAGCAAAGUGCGUCGAUUUGCCUUUGAGCUGAAGAUGCAGGAUAAGAGCACAUUCCUGCUGGCUGCUGACAGCGAAGCAGAAAUGGAGGAGUGGAUCAGCACCCUCAACAAGAUUCUCCACAGCAGCUUUGAACAGGCCAUGCAGGAGAAAAGGAAUGGAGACCUGAAUGAUGAUGAGGACCAUGGAAAAGCAGAGAUCUCAUCAGGAAGCUUUCCAGACAACUUUCAGACUGCCAGAGAUAUUGAAUCCAAAAUGAGAAGUGAAGCUCGUCUGAAGCUGUUUACUCUGGAUCCAGACACUCAAAAACUGGACUUUUCUGGCAUCGAACCAGACGUGCGUCCGUUUGAAGAAAAGUUCGGAAAGAGAGUCCUGGUCAGCUGUCACCACCUGUCAUUCAACCUGCAGGGUUGCAUCACAGAAAAUGAAGAGGGGCCAACGACUAACGUUGAACCUUUCUAUGUGGUUCUGUCCCUGUUCGAUGUCCAGAACAGUAGAAAGAUCUCAGCCGACUUCCAUGUGGAUCUCAACCACCCAAUGGUUCGCCAAAUGACAUGUGGUCAUGUUAGUGGGUCCAAUUUGGAAAUCAUUGGUGAUGGUCUGUCGGAAGGCCUUGGGCUGGCUCCUCACUAUCCCACACAAGGGGUCUUCUCAGUAACUUGCCCUCACCCAGAGAUCUUCCUGGUUGCCAGAAUUGAGAAGGUCCUUCAAGGAGGGAUCACCCACUGCACUGAACCUUAUAUGAAGAGUUCAGACUCCACCAAAGUGGCUCAAAAGGUGUUGAAGAACGCCAAGACAGCUUGCAGCAGACUGGGACAGUACAGGAUGCCAUUUGCCUGGGCUACAAGGCCUGUGUUCAAGGAUGCAUCAGGAACUCUGGAGAAAAACGCUCGCUUCUCAGCUCUUUACAGGCAGGACAGCAGCAAGCUGUCAGAUGAGGACAUGUUCAAACUCCUCAGUGACUUCAGAAAGCCAGAAAAAAUGGCCAAACUCCCUGUGCUCUUGGGGAGCAUAGAUGUUACCAUUGAUAGUGUUGCACCGGAUGUACCCAACUGUGUCACUUCCUCAUACAUCCCCGUGAGAAACUUUGAGAAAAAUGGUCCAGGCAGCGCUCUUCUGGAGGUGGAGGAGUUUGUGCCAUGUAUUGCUAAGUGUGCCCAACCAUUCACUAUAUACAAAAACCACCUCUAUGUCUACCCAAAACACCUCAAGUAUGAUGGGCAAAAAUCUUUUGCAAAGGCAAGGAAUAUUGCUGUCUGUGUUGAAUUCAAGGACUCUGAUGACGAUGAAGCCCAGCCACUAAAGUGCAUCUAUGGGCGUCCCGGAGGACCUCUGUUCACUAAACAGGCAUAUGCAGCCGUCCUUCACCAUCAGCAGAACCCUGAGUUCUAUGACGAGAUAAAAAUAGAGCUGCCAACUCAGCUGCAUGAGAAACAUCACCUUCUCUUCAACUUCUAUCACGUCAGCUGUGAAAACAACAGCAAGAAGAAGGAUGCAGUAGAGACUCCUGUGGGUUCAGCUUGGCUGCCACUCCUGAGGGAUGGUGGCAGAGUCAUCAUGAAUGAACAGCAGCUGUCUGUGGCUGCAAAUCUACCUUCAGGGUAUCUCAUCUCCCAGGAUGGAGUCAACAAGCAGUCUGGCUCAGAGAUUAAAUGGGUAGAUGGAGGCAAACCUUUGUUCACAGUCUCAACCCAUCUUGUAUCUACAGUAUACACUCAGGAUCAGCAUCUGCACAACUUCUUCCAACACUGCCAAAGCAUGGACAUGUCAGGACAAGCUUCAGAAGGAGAGCUGAUUAAAUAUCUGAAGAGUCUUCAUGCUAUGGAAGGUCAUGUGAUGGUCAACUUUCUGCCCACCAUCCUUAACCAGCUCUUCUGUGUCCUCACCACGGCAACACACGAGGAUGUGGCUGUCAAUGUAACCAGGGUAAUGGUUCAUGUAGUGGCGCAGUGCCACGAGGAGGGACUUGAGCAUUACCUGAGAUCCUUCGUCAAGUUUGUGUUUAAGCCAGAGCCGUACUCCUCCAUCUGUCUACGAAUGGUUCACGAGGAGCUGGCUAAAGCCAUGACAGCCAUCCUCAAGCCCUCCACAGACUUUUUAACAAGCAACAAGCUGCUGAAGCACUCAUGGUUCUUCUUUGAAGCUCUGGUAAAAUCGAUGGCUUAUUAUCUCAUAGAGAGUGGUAAGGUCAAGCUCUCGAGGAACCAGCGUUUUUCCACUUCCUUCUACCAUGCUGUAGAAACUCUGGUCAACAUGUUGAUGCCGCACAUUACCCAGAAAUAUAAGGAUAAUCUUGAUGCUUCUCGCAAUGCUAACCACAGCCUGGCAGUUUUUAUAAAGCGUUGCUUCACCUUCAUGGACAGAGGCUUCAUUUUCAAGCAGAUCAAUAGCUACAUGAACUACUUUGUGCCUGGAGACCCAAAGACUCUGUUUGAAUUUAAGUUUGAGUUCCUUCGGGUGGUUUGCAACCAUGAGCACUAUGUGCCUCUGAACCUGCCGAUGCCAUUUGGAAAAGGCAGAAUACAGAGGUUUCAAGAUCUUCAGCUUGACUACUCUCUGACCGAUGACUUCUGCCGAAACCACUUCCUAGUGGGCUUAUUGUUGCAGGAAGUGGGCGGGGCACUUCAGGAGCACAGAGACAUCCGCCAGAUGGCCAUCCAGGUGCUGAAGGGACUGAUGAUCAAACACACGUUUGAUGACCGUUACGCUGCUAGAAGUCACCAAGCCAGACUUGCCACGCUCUACCUCCCUAUGUUCGGUCUUCUUCAGGAGAAUGUCUGCCGACUUGACAUCAAGGACUCCGCUCCUCUCAGCAAUCACAAUACCAUGAGGGAGGAUUCCCUGGUACCAAACUCCAUGGUUACUCCUCAAAAACCUGGAAGCUGCAUAGAAAAUGCUCUCCACAAAGAUGUGUUUGGGGUCAUCUCUGGAACAGCCUCACCUCACAGCUCCACUCCUAAUGUGAACUCAGUUCACCAUGCCGACUCUAGAGGCUCUUUGGUUUCGACCGACUCUGCAAACAGCCUUCUGGACAAGAGCAGCGACAAGACCAACUCUCUGGAGAAGAGCCAGUGUGUGUCGGCAGUGGGCAGUGCUGUGCUGCGCUUUGACAAACUGGACCGAGACGAGAUUGGAAAACUGCUCAUGUGCUUUCUGCACAUCCUCAAGAGCAUGUCAGAGGAGGCCCUGUUUGCCUAUUGGAACAAAGCAGCUCCUUCAGAGUUAAUGGACUUCUUUACUCUAAUAGAAAUCUGUCUCCAUCAGUUCAGAUACAUGGGGAAAAGAUUUAUUGCCAGGAGUCAGGAGGGUGCAGGACCUGUAGCUGCAGACAGGAAGUCUCUGACUCUUCCUGUGUCCCGUAACAGGGCAGGGAUCCUGCACGCUCGUCUGCAGCAACUGGGAGCUCUGGAGAAUGCUCACACCAUCAAUAACAUGUACACCCAUACAGAAGCAGACAUAAACAGCCAGUCCCUGCUGGAGGCCAACGUGUCUACAGAGGUCUGUCUGACUGUCCUGGACACACUCAGCACCUUCAUCAUGGGAUUCAAGACCCAGCUAAAUUCAGAUCUGGGCCACAACUCUUUGAUGAAGAAGGUGUUUCAGGUACAUCUGUGCUUUCUGCAGAUCCCUCAGUCAGAGGCUGCCCUUAAACAGGUUUUCACCUCCGUCAGGACCUUCAUUUUUAAGUUUCCCUGCACGUUCUUUGACGGCAGGGCUGACAUGUGCGCCUCGCUCUGCUAUGAAAUCCUCAAGUGCUGCAACUCCAAGCUGAGCUCCAUCCGCAGUGAUGCAGCCCAUCUUCUUUACUUUUUAAUGAAGAGUAACUUCGACUACACAGGUCGAAAGUCAUUUGUACGAACCCACCUGCAGGUGGUAAUAGCUGUUAGCCAGCUAAUAGCUGAUGUCAUUGGAAUUGGGAGUACACGUUUCCAGCAGUCUCUAUCCAUCAUAAACAAUUGUGCCAACAGUGACAAGAGCAUAAAGCACACAGCGUUUCCAUCAGAUGUAAAGGACCUCACCAAGCGCAUCAGGACUGUGCUGAUGGCCACUGAGCAGAUGAAGGAGCAUGAGAACGACCCUGAAAUGUUGGUGGACCUCCAAUACAGCUUGGCCAAGUCCUACACCAGCACCCCUGAGCUCCGAAAGACCUGGCUGGACAGCAUGGCUCGCAUCCACAACAAGAACGGCGAUCUUUCCGAGGCAGCUAUGUGUUACGUUCAUGUUGCUGCUUUGGUUGCAGAGUAUCUGUGGAGAAAAGACCCAUAUUGGUGCGAGCACCAAUAUGGGUCUACCGCUUUCUGUCUUUCAGCUAUGUUUAGGCAAGGCUGCUCAGCAUUCAAGGUCAUCACUCCCAACAUUGACGAGGAGGCGGCCAUGAUGGAGGAUGUAGGGAUGCAGGAUGUUCACUUCAGUGAGGAGGUGCUAUUGGAGCUGCUGGAGGAGUGUGCUGAUGGCCUGUGGAAGGCUGAGCGUUACGAGCUUAUUGCCAACAUCUACAGGCUCAUUAUUCCCAUCUAUGAAGAGCGUAGGGACUUUGAGAAACUGACACACCUCUACGACACGCUCCACCGUGCCUACACCAAAGUGAUGGAGGUGAUGCAUACUGGGAAGAGACUACUGGGCACAUACUUCAGAGUGGCCUUCUUUGGACAGGCUGCGGGGUUUUUUGAGGAUGAGGAUGGAAAAGAGUACAUCUACAAGGAGCCAAAGUUUACACCGCUCUCUGAAAUUUCCCAGAGGCUUUUGAAACUCUACUCUGACAAGUUUGGCCCAGAGAACGUCAAGAUCAUUCAGGAUUCUGGCAAGGUUAACCCUAAAGAUCUGGAUUCAAAGUAUGCCUACAUUCAGGUGACUCACGUAAUGCCUUACCUAGACGAUAAGGAGCUGUAUGACAGAAAGACUGACUUCGAGAAGAGCCACAACAUCCGACGCUUUGUGUUUGAGACACCAUUCACUGUUUCAGGCAAGAAGCAAGGGGGAGUGGAGGAGCAGUGCAAAAGGCGCACAGUACUAACCACAACCCACUGUUUCCCAUAUGUUAAGAAGCGCAUAGCAGUCAUGUACCAGCACCAGAGCGACCUAAGCCCCAUAGAGGUGGCCAUAGAUGAGAUGAGUGCUAAGGUGGCCGAGCUGCAGCUGCUGUGCUCAGCGUCCGAGGUGGACAUGAUCCGGCUGCAGCUCAAGCUACAGGGCAGCAUCAGUGUUCAGGUUAACGCAGGUCCUCUUGCAUAUGCCAGAGCCUUUCUAGAUGACAGCAGUGCCAAGAAAUAUCCUGACAACAAGGUCAAACAGCUAAAAGAAGUCUUCAGGCAGUUUGUGGACACCUGCGGUCAUGCAUUGGGAGUGAAUGAACGGCUGAUUAAAGAAGACCAGCAGGAGUAUCAUGAUGAGAUGAAGGCCAACUACAGGAACAUGAUCAGAGAUCUGUCAAACAUCAUGCAUGAACAGAUAAACCCAGUGGAGGAUGGUACAAGGAGUACUCUGUCCAACUCUAUGGGUAUCUUUAAUGCCAUCAGUGGCACAUCCAGCACCAACUCACAUGGGUCAACCACCAUCCUCUGAGUGGGUUGUGUCUCACGGGACUUCCGUCACCUAUAGUGAACAGACAACCCAAGAAGUAAAUUGGGGGCAAUUUACAGAAAACCUGUUGGAUUAUUUCGGUCCAUGUGACCAGCUGAAAACCUAUGUAUUCUUGUCUUUUUUUCUUGUUUCCUAUGGAGACCUUAGUUUAUGUUGUGGAGCUUUACACUUUGAAAGAUCUUCUUUUGUUGCAUUGUUUUAACUGUGGGAAAGACAUGAUCUACAUGAUGUCUCAACAACCGUUUAACAACCAGUACUGUGACUGAAAACAUACUGGUUUCUUCUUGUUCAUGUGUCUAAAGCACCUAAAGGUCAGUCCUUUCCAAGAGCAAAAUGAUACAUGAAGAACUUCAGUAUUGGUUUGGCUCUCAGUUAUGUACUGACAGCUUUACAAUGCAGAGAUAGAAAAAGUCUACUGCUGUAACUGUACACCUAUUAGUGAUCAUGUUGUACAGUAUUUUUUGAAUUACUUUUAAAAAAUAUUUUUCAUCAAGACCCAGUUAGAGCAGAUGUAUUUUGUAUUUCAUUUUUUUUAAAUGAAUCAAUUUUCUAUUUUGGGCCAAUGCAUCUGUAUAUAACCUGUCUAAAGCCAAGUGAAUCUCAAUAUUUUGACCUAUUUUAUGAAUAGUGUGUGCAAUAUUUCACAGUUACCAAGGCUACCUACAGGACAAAAAUCAGUCUUGCCAAAGAUGAUCUAAACCAGGACAAGGAUGUCCAAGUGUGUCUUUUGCUCUUUCUUUAUCUGUAGUAUAGAUUUAUUAUCUGUGAGCCUAAAUUAAAUUGAAAACAUUUUUACUCAGUGCCUGUAAAUAUGUUUAAGACUUACAAAUAAAUAAAACCUGGUAUAUGAAA
Molecule: messenger RNA, 7413 nt
Organism: Girardinichthys multiradiatus
Lineage: Eukaryota; Metazoa; Chordata; Actinopteri; Cyprinodontiformes; Goodeidae
Product: dedicator of cytokinesis protein 9-like
Exons: 53
Coding region: 238-6543 (2101 amino acids)
Biological process (GO): positive regulation of GTPase activity; small GTPase-mediated signal transduction
Molecular function (GO): guanyl-nucleotide exchange factor activity
Source: RefSeq, a predicted model, not a curated record